GCAUGCAAAUCCAAUUGCAAAAUUGUAUGCGUUAAAAGGUAACGUUGAGGCUGGAGAGAUAUCCACAGCCACACGAACCAAACCCGCCAAAAAAUUACCUCCUUUUUAACUCGAAAACUCUCCAUUAUAGACCCAUCAGUGAAGCAAAUCAACCAUGGCGUCUCACUCCACACUCUUUAUCUCUCCUCAGAACCUCUCCUCCAACUUCUCUUCUCUCUUUUAUUACUCACCACAGUCCCUCACUUUCAGAACCAAAAAGUCUUCCUCCCUUUCCUUAACCACCACAAAGCCCCGACGACUCUCCCUCUCUGUCUCAGCUUCCCAUUCCCUUCAAGCUCUCAUUUUCGACUGCGAUGGUGUCAUUCUAGAAUCCGAGCACUUGCACCGCGAAGCUUACAACGACGCUUUCGCUUACUUCAAUGUUCGUUGCCCUUCUUCUUCACAGCCCCUUAAUUGGGACCUUCAAUUUUAUGAUGUGCUCCAGAACCUGAUUGGUGGUGGCAAACCCAAGAUGAGAUGGUACUUCAAGGAACAUGGAUGGCCAUCAUCUACCAUAUUUGAGACGCCUCCUGAGAGUGAUGAGGAACGAGCUAAGUUAAUUGACACUCUUCAGGAUUGGAAGACUGAAAGGUACAAAGAAAUAAUCAAAUCUGGAACUGUGGAACCUAGACCUGGAGUUUUAAGAUUGAUGGAUGAGGCCAAGGCAGCUGGGAAAAUGCUAGCUGUUUGCUCUGCAGCAACUAAAAGUUCAGUUGUACUCUGUCUUGAGAACCUUAUUGGAAUGGAGCGAUUUAAGGGGCUUGAUUGCUUCCUUGCAGGAGAUGAUGUGAAGGAAAAGAAGCCAGACCCAUUGAUAUAUCUGACAGCUGCCAAGAGAUUAGGUGUGUCAGAGAAAGAUUGCUUGGUGGUAGAAGAUAGUGUGAUUGGGCUUCAGGCAGCAACUAAAGCUGGGAUGUCAUGUGUGAUUACCUAUACUUCUUCAACUGCUGACCAGGAUUUUAAAGAUUCUAUAGCAAUUUACCCUGAUUUGAGUAACGUGAGAUUGAGUGACUUGGAGUUAUUGCUCCAAAAUAAGAUUGCUGCUAGCUAAGGGAUUCAGCCAUCAGCACAAUCCUUGGAUUACAAAGUAAGAUCUGCCACUGAUCUUAUAAUUUUUUUUUCUUUUUUCUACUUGCCUUUAAGCAUUUGUUGUUAUAAUCAUACAAGUCAGCCAUUUAUUUUACUUACCUUGCCCCCUUAAAGAAAAAAAAAGAGGAAAAUGCAUGGAAUUUUGAGAGAUUGGUCGCGUACUUCUAUAUGCAUGUGCUGGGAAAUUGUAAAUGUAUAAGAAUUUUAACAUUUGAGGCAGCAAUAUAUUGGAAUGAUUUGAUUUUA
Molecule: messenger RNA, 1374 nt
Organism: Gossypium raimondii (Peruvian cotton)
Lineage: Eukaryota; Viridiplantae; Streptophyta; Magnoliopsida; Malvales; Malvaceae
Product: haloacid dehalogenase-like hydrolase domain-containing protein At4g39970
Exons: 11
Coding region: 155-1090 (311 amino acids)
Molecular function (GO): hydrolase activity
Source: RefSeq, a predicted model, not a curated record